AUCAUUUUCCAGUUGAUACAAUUCAGGAAAAUUAUGUUCGUAAUGUGAGAAACUGCAUUUUUUCAAUUGCCUAUCCUACACCAUUUAAAUCUAGAGUUCGUCUUGGAGCUGUUUCAAAGGAAGUUCUUGAAAAUAUUUUAGAUCUUGAUAUAUCUGUCAAAGAAACAUCUGAUUUUCUUCAGUUCAUCAGCGGUGGGAAGGUGAUACUUGGGUCUGUUCCAUUGGCCCAUAGGUAUGGGGGCCAUCAGUUUGGUAGCUGGGCAGGUCAGCUGGGUGAUGGAAGAGCCCAUUUGAUUGGAGUAUAUACAAACAGGCAUGGUGAGAAGUGGGAACUGCAGUUAAAAGGGUCAGGAAAGACCCCGUACUCCAGGAGUGGUGAUGGAAGAGCUGUGCUUCGCUCUUCUGUGCGAGAAUUUUUGUGUAGUGAGGCCAUGCACUAUCUUGGAAUACCUACAAGCAGAGCUGCUAGCUUAGUUGUAAGUGAUGAUGAUGUAUGGAGAGACCAGUUUUACAAUGGAAAUGUUAAGAAAGAAAGAGGUGCAGUGGUGCUACGUCUGGCCAAAUCCUGGUUUCGUAUAGGAUCCUUAGAAAUCUUGGCUCAUUCGGGAGAACUGGACUUAGAAAAAAAAUUGCUCGACUUUAUCAUCCAGGAGCAUUUUCCAUCAGUAGCCAUGAAUGAUUCAGAUAGAUAUCUGGAGUUUUUCUCUACAGUCACAGCAGAGACUGCAAAUUUGAUUGCAUUGUGGAUGUCUGUGGGGUUUGCACACGGUGUGUGCAAUACAGAUAAUUUCAGUUUAUUAUCCAUAACAAUAGAUUACGGUCCAUUUGGAUUUAUGGACUCCUAUGACCCAAAUUUUGUUCCAAACACAUCUGAUGAUGAAGGGAGGUAUAAAAUAGGAAACCAGGCAAAUGUGGGGCUCUUUAAUCUGAGCAAGCUGUUGCAGGCUCUAAAACCUUUAUUGGAUCCCAGGCAAAAGCAGCUAGCAUCCCAGAUUUUGGAGGGCUACGGUGAGCACUAUUACAGCCGUUUCACAGAAUUAUUUAAAACAAAAUUGGGUCUUCUUGGGGAGGAUGAGGAUGAUAACUAUUUGAUUGCUUUCCUCCUAAGACUUAUGGAAGAUACAAAGGCUGAUUUUACAAUGACAUUUCGACAGCUCAGUGAAACUACUGAAGACCAGUUAAAGGAGCUCCAUAUUCCUGAGGACUUCUGGGCUCUCCAGGAUCUGAGCAAACACAAGUUAUUUUCCAGAUGGGUUACUAUGUACCUCUUGAGAUUAAAUCGUAACAAGGGUGAUUCAGACACCAAGAGAAGAAAAAGAAUGACAGCUGUUAAUCCUAGAUAUAUACUUAGGAAUUGGAUGGCAGAAUCAGCAGUGCAAAAAGCUAAUCUGAAUGAUUUCUCAGAGGUUCGUCUCCUUCAGCAGAUUUUACAACAUCCCUUCCAGAAGCAACAGGCUGCAGAGAAAGCAGGUUACUCCCUGCGCCCCCCAGCCUGGGCCAAGGAUCUUAAAGUAAGCUGUUCAUCCUGA
Molecule: messenger RNA, 1529 nt
Organism: Apaloderma vittatum (bar-tailed trogon)
Lineage: Eukaryota; Metazoa; Chordata; Aves; Trogoniformes; Trogonidae
Product: selenoprotein O-like
Exons: 18
Source: RefSeq, a predicted model, not a curated record